AUGGUGAUGACUAGAAACUAUAGUGCAAUUAUUCAAAGGAAGUUGCCAAGUAAGAAGAAAGAUCUUGGAAACUUCCAAAUCCACUGCACCAUUAGAAACAUAACUUUUGAAAGAGCAUUGUAUGAUUUAGGAGCAAGUAUCAAUUUGAUGUCUCUCUAUGUGAUGAAAAAGCUUCAAAUUCAAGAGAUGAAGUCCACAAGAAUAGCUCUACAAAUGGCAGACAAAUCAAUCAAGAAUGCAUAUGGAGUGGUUAAAAAUGUCUUGAUCAAGGUGGAAAAGGUUUCCCUCCCAGUAGGUUUUGUUAUUCUUGAUAUGGAGGAAGAUGAUAAUGCCUUCAUCAUUCUAGCAAGGCCUUUUCUAGCCAGUGAAAGAGCUCUAAAAGAUGUGAAAAAAGAUGAAUUAAUGUUGAGGGCGCAUGAUGAGCACUUGAUUUUUCAUGUCUUUAAAACCAUGCAUUAUUCUAGUGAGGAGGAGAAUUGUAUGAAGAUUGAAUGA
Molecule: messenger RNA, 495 nt
Organism: Arachis stenosperma
Lineage: Eukaryota; Viridiplantae; Streptophyta; Magnoliopsida; Fabales; Fabaceae
Exons: 1
Coding region: 1-495 (164 amino acids)
Source: RefSeq, a predicted model, not a curated record